CUCUCAAAAGAAAAAGAAAAAAAGAAAAAAGAGAAAAAAAGAAAGAAAGAGAUCAGACAGAGCAGCAGCCUCUUUUCUCCGUCGUCGUUCUCUGGUUAAAGCUAUUCCUUUACGCUCUGUGGCUGUACUGAGAGAGAAUCUCGUUUGCUUUCCUUCUCGCUGCCUAUGGCUGCUAGUGCCAAUCCCUCGGGCUCUGGGAAUAAUCAUGAAGGGGCGUCCCCGCAGAAGAUUCCGUCGUCUUCGUCUAAGGCUACUGCUGCUGUCGCCAAUGGCACUCCUGUAAAUUCUACCAAAAGCGGGGGUAGUAAUUCUGGAGCUUCCGCUGCAGCUGAUAAUUUGCAGACGGAGGCCGCCUUGAGGCACUGUCCUGGUAUUUCCACUGAGUGGACUGCUGACGAGCAGUCUCUCCUCGAGGAAUUGCUCACCAAGUAUACCUCAGAAUCAAUCGUUCAACGAUAUGCAAAGAUUGCUCUCCAGUUGAAGGACAAAACCGUUCGGGAUGUGGCGCUGCGUUGUAGAUGGAUGACUAAAAAGGAAAAUGGUAAGCGAAGGAAAGAGGAUCAUUCUGCUAGGAAAAAUAAGGACAGAAAGGAAAAAGCUGCAGAUUCUUCAGCCAAGUCAUCAUCUCAUUUGACACCUCGUCCUAAUGGUCCUUCAUACGCUCUACCAUUGAUCCCCGUGGACAAUGAUGAUGGCAUCUCUUACAAAGACAUUGGUGGUGCAACUGGAGAGAUUCUUGAGCAAAAUGCUCAAAUUUUAAAUCAAAUUUCAUCAAAUUUUGCAUCUUUUCAGAUACACGAUAACCUUAAUCUUCUCAGCAAAACUCGGGACAACAUCCUCUCUAUCUUGAAUGACUUGAAUGACAUGCCAGAGAUAAUGAAGCAGAUGCCCCCACUUCCUGUGAAGGUGAAUGAAGAGCUUGCCAACUCCAUCCUUCCUCCAUCGUCCCAUCAUCUUAAAUCAUGAUGCCUGUUUGCUUAUGAUGCCUCUGACUUUCUCCCUCAUUUUUGGGAUCUCUGUGGUUGAAUCUGAUCAAAUAAACUGCUCACUGAAUUCAAGUUCUGUUCAUUUGAGAAGAUCAAGAGGCAUUUAAAUUGACCAUGGUCUCAAACAUUUGAAGAACAAUGAGUAUUAUUUGUUUAUUAACAUUUAAUCUGUAUUGGGUGGGGGAUUGAUUUUAGGAAAACCAGUUGUAGACUUGUAGCAUAUGUAUGUAUACUUAGCUGCCUAGGAGGGGGGAUUUUGAGUGCAGAAACGAUCCAAACAGAAACUUUGGGAUUGGUUUUCUGUGGAAAAUAAUAAAUAGUUGAUGGAUUGCCUGUAA
Molecule: messenger RNA, 1324 nt
Organism: Manihot esculenta (cassava)
Lineage: Eukaryota; Viridiplantae; Streptophyta; Magnoliopsida; Malpighiales; Euphorbiaceae
Exons: 7
Coding region: 166-966 (266 amino acids)
Source: RefSeq, a predicted model, not a curated record